UUUUUGGUUUCAUGUGGUAGCGAUUAGUUCAGGAGCGAGUUAGCUUGAGUGCAGAACAACAUGAAGCUGCUGGCGUUGACCUCACGACACUUUCAGCUACCGUGGCCACAGCCAAGAAAGGGGUCGGCCUCCGUAAGGAGUAACUACCAAGGCAGCUUUCAUCAGGCUGUUGCUCCAGUACUGUUCAUAGGGCAGUGUAUUGCACUGAUGCCGGUCGUGGAGAUCUUCAACCACAACUUCCGCCGGGCUCGGUUCAAGCCGUUGAGUGCGAGAUUUUUGUACUCGAUUCUUUACCUCGUGUUUGGGGGUGUUUACGGGGUGUGCACGUUUCAGUGGUGUUUUGUUAAAGGCUUGGACGUGACCCUGUUUGGAGAUUUGUUCUUCAUUGUGGUAGUGUAUUCGUCGGCCGUUUUGUUUCUGGUGAUUUCCCCUCAGUGGCACACCGUGCUAAAGGUGUUCAACGAGUGUGAGAAGAUCAUGCUUCGGGACACGUACCGGAAGGUUACCGAACGUUGCACACGCUUCAACCUAGCUUGGCAGAUCAGGUUGAUCGCAUUUGGGCUCCUCGUUCUAGCAUUUAUCGAGGAUGCCUUGAACUGCAACUCUGUCUAUCAGGGAAAUGUCGUAAAUCUUCAGUUCUGCAACCAUUCGAACGUGACAUUCUGGGAGAACUUUUACAUUCGUAAAUAUCCCCAAAUAUGGCGAAACAUUCCCGUUAAUUUUGGUUUAGUUCUAAUCAUCGAGUGGAUCAUCAGGUGCAUGCGGCUCACCUGGACCUACCUGGACGUGUUCAUCAUCUCGUUCAGCUUGGCGGCCCAGUUUCGGUACAACCAGAUCUACUACCGGCUGAUAUCGCUACCAAGUGUCGCCUCGCUACCGUCCACCUUUUGGCGCAACAUUCGCACCGACUACGUGGCCGUGUCGCAGCUGGUCGCCUUCCUGGACGACAAGUUUGGCCACCUGAUUCUGCUGGCUUGCGCAAACGACAUGUUGUUCAUAGCUACGCAGCUGUUUCAAGGAUUUCAACGGCGACCCACCUUUGCAACGAUAAUCUACUACUGGUACUCUUUGGGUUUGCUGAUAUUCCGGACGCUGUGCACGCUCUACGUUGGAUCCGGCGUCCAUGUAGCUUCGAUGAGUUCUUUGAACAUUCUGCGCAGUGUACCCUCGGAGGAUUGGGGGCUUGAUCUUCAGAGAUUGAUGGAAGAUGUGGCCUCUGGAGACAAUACGCUGUCUGGGAAGAAGUUUUUCUAUCUACGUAGACAGAUUAUUCUUGCGAUGGCUGCAACUCUUGUGACCUACGAGCUAGUGUUGAUGGAUCAGAUAAAACAGGCACCCGAUAAAACCAAAGACUGUUCGUACUUCUAGUUCUAUGUCUACUAGCAGCUGCAAAAUUAAAAUUAAAAUCCCACAUGUUUCAAAUAAUCGCAGAACCUUCUACCGUAGAAUGUAUCACACUGUGUAUAAUUAUGAAAAAAGUUCCACCACCAACUGGCACGCACAACAACCUCAAAGAUAUGUGUUUUGAUUA
Culex pipiens pallens (northern house mosquito) is the source of this 1531-nucleotide messenger RNA. Its product is annotated as gustatory receptor for sugar taste 64b-like. NCBI's taxonomy places the organism in Eukaryota, Metazoa, Arthropoda, Insecta, Diptera, Culicidae. Gene Ontology annotation, biological process: sensory perception of sweet taste; detection of chemical stimulus involved in sensory perception of taste. The transcript has 6 exons. The coding region runs from base 61 to 1368 and encodes 435 amino acids. The record is from RefSeq and is a predicted model, not a curated record. Gene Ontology annotation, cellular component: membrane. Gene Ontology annotation, molecular function: sweet taste receptor activity.